This is a messenger RNA of Pelecanus crispus (Dalmatian pelican), 1687 nucleotides long. The record is from RefSeq and is a predicted model, not a curated record. Lineage: Eukaryota; Metazoa; Chordata; Aves; Pelecaniformes; Pelecanidae.
CAGACAGAAUGGCUCCAGUGAACCAGCCAAAGGGCAAGAAGCAUGAGAGGACGCAUGAGCAUUGGCCAGAAGGGGCAAAAUCAGCUGGGAAGAGGAAACCGGACUACGAGGAGCUAGGGAACGAGCCACAGGCAAAGAAGUUGUUUGUGAGAAAAACAUCCAAACCCCCAGAGAAAAUCGGUUGGAGUGGAGGUGGGUCUGUGGUGAGAAACAAGAGAGUCCAUCAGCUGGAGCGGCAGUGCAGCAUUGUUCAUUAUGUCUACCAGAACAUGCUGGGAGGCUCCAUUCGGGCACAGCUCAGGCAGCGUCUACAGCUGCCCUUUCUGCGUUCUCUCGCCUCAUACCGCCUCUUUCGAACAGCAAGUCCCUUUGACAGGAGAGUGACAUGCCUGGAAUGGCAUCCGACACACCCCAGUACUGUAGCUGUUGGUUCCAAAGGUGGAGAUAUCAUCCUUUGGGACUAUGAAGUACUUACUAAAACCUGCUUCAUAAAAGGGAAGGGGCCAGGAGAUUCUCUUGGAGACAUAAAGUUCAGUCCUUAUGAGGCAGUGAAGCUUUAUGUGGCAUCCGGGGAUGGCACCCUAAGUCUGCACGACCUUGAGGGCAGAGCGGUGCAGGUGAUCUCCUGUGUCCCGGACUGUGGCCACGAGUACCAUAAUGUUUGUUGCUGGUACUGCAGUGUUGAUGUUUCUGCAAGCUGCCGUGCAGUGGUGACAGGUGAUAAUGUGGGCAACGUGGUCCUGCUCAGCACUUCCGGUGAAGAGAUUUGGAAGCUGAAAUUGCACAGGAAGAAAGUCACUCAUGUGGAAUUUAACUCCCGAUGUGAGUGGUUGUUGGCCACAGCAUCUGUGGAUCAGACAGUCAAAAUCUGGGACCUCAGAAACAUCAAAAACAAAACAAAUUGUCUUCAUGUGCUUCCUCAUGGCAAACCUGUCAAUGCAGCUUACUUCAGCCCAACAGAUGGUGCCAAGCUCCUGAGCACAGACCAGCGCAAUGAAAUCAGGGUUUACUCAUCUUCAGACUGGACCAAGCCACAGCAUCUGAUCCCACAUCCACAUCGGCAGUUUCAGCACCUCACACCUAUUAAGGCAACAUGGCAUCCUCGGUAUGACCUCAUUGUAGCAGGUCGCUACCCAGACCCUAAGUUCCCAGGGUACACGGUGAAUGAGCUACGGACUGUUGAUGUAUUCGAUGGAAACACUGGGGAGAUGGUUUGUCAACUCCAUGAUCCAAAUGCUUCUGGUAUCAUCUCGCUCAACAAAUUUAACCCUAUGGGAGACACACUAGCUUCUGGCAUGGGCUUUAUUAUUCUGAUCUGGAGCCGGGCAGAGAUGGUGGCCAAGAAGCAAGAACAUCUUUUGAAAGCCAUGACAGAACAGGGGAUUGGAAGCUGGAGUUUGUCCAGACGCAGAGGGCAGAGGCAGGCAAACCCUGGGACAAGCAAACUCAAAGCUAACUUACUGUCUUGGGAGCAGGAGGAGAUGAGAACAAAAACCAAUUCUAAAUCACAGGGAAGGAAGCGAAAAGGGAAGGAUCUAGAGAACUGAUUUAGUAUUUUGAUCCUUUCUGGAUCACAGGGCACAAAUUAAGUGUUGGCAAUGGGCAGUAUAAGCCGUGCAGGGCAUUAGACUUUUACUUUGUCCUUCCUCCCUGGAUCUGAUCUUGCUUCCCUGAUUCCCUUUGCUUC